Prunus mume (Japanese apricot) is the source of this 3515-nucleotide messenger RNA. It is a transcript of the gene BLH4, whose product is annotated as BEL1-like homeodomain 4. Gene Ontology annotation, molecular function: DNA binding. Lineage: Eukaryota; Viridiplantae; Streptophyta; Magnoliopsida; Rosales; Rosaceae. The record is from RefSeq and is a predicted model, not a curated record. Gene Ontology annotation, biological process: regulation of DNA-templated transcription.
CUUCUCUUUCUCUCUCUCUCUCUUUCUUUUUCUUUCUCUCUCUUGAAAGCUUAUAGCUGCUGCGUUUGUUUGUUUGGUUUGAGAGAGAUAUUAGUGAGUGCCCAAAAACCCAAAAGAAGCCACCAUUUUUAUUUUAUAUUAGUAAACUUGUUUCGUUUGCAGAAGGGUGAAGGUGAUUGCAAAAACACUCACUGCAAAGAGCAAAAAAAGAGAAAGAAAAGGAGAGAAAGAGAAAGACAGAGACGACAGAAAGAGGGACAACACAGAGUGAGUAAGAGAAAGAGAGAGAGAAAGAAAGGAAUUCAAGAAGCUUUCAAUACCACAGAAGAGGGAAAACGAUGUCUGAGAGCUUUACAUCCUUUCAUACUCUGCAACUCCAAGAGUAAUUGGUGUGGAAGAGAAGGAAGCGGGUUCAAAGGCAACACAAGGUGAAGGAGAGAUAUGAUGAGGAAGAAGAUCAAGAGCAGCUUGAUGAUAUGGGCAUAGCAACCGUACCGCCACUUCUUCCAACACCACCAUCAAUCUUCUCAAGCUCAUCAUCAAAAGGUCAUCACCACCACUCAAUUAUUGAUUCAGAAAGCUACUCCAAUUCUCCUAAUUCUAUGUCCCAAGACUAUCACCACCAAGGCAUCUUCACCUUCUCCAAUGGCUUUGAGAGAUCGGCUAUGACUACCCACCAAGAGCAGCAACAGCAGCAGCAACACCACUUGGCGCAACAGAUCCGGAGAGAAAAGCUGAGGGUGCAAGGCUUCGAAACCCCGCCCCCUCCACCAUUGGUUGGCCUAGACGAAGAAGAAUCCGGAGGCCUUCCGGUGUAUGAAACCGCGGGCAUGUUGUCCGAGAUGUUCAAUUACCCUCCAGGUGGCGGCCCUGCUGGGGCCUCCGAACUGCUGGAGCAUCCGAUGGCUCAGGCCUAUCGGAUGGCUCGGCAGCAGCAGGAGCCUGUGUCUGGUGCGGCCGAGUGGUACGGAAGCAGAGUGGUGGGGGGUGGAUUGGGAGCAUUGGGAGAUUCAAAAAAUCACAAUAGCCGCGACAGUAUUCAGCAUCAUCAUCAACAGCAGCAUCAGAUUUCAACAAUUAAUGCGGACUCAGCGGCAGCCAUGCAGCUUUUUCUUAUGAACCCAUCACAACCAAGAUCGCCUUCUCCUCCAGCUCACACAACUUCUUCCACCCUCCACAUGUUGCUUCCAAACCCAUCAUCCACUACCAACUCACUCCAAGGCUUUGCUACUCCAUCUGGAGGAGGAGGGGCUUUUGGUCAAUUCACAUGGGUUCCUGAGAGUCAUCAUGGACAUGAUGGAGGCAAUCCCACCGGCGGUGCCGGUGAAAUUGGAGGGGUUGUGGAAGGCCAAGGCCUUUCAUUAUCUCUAUCAACUUCAUUGCAGCACUUGGAGGCAGCCAAAGCUGAGGAAUUCAGGAUGGGAUCAGAUAGUGCAGGUGGGUUACUAUAUUACAACAGUCAAGGAGAUCAUCAAGGCUCAACCAAUCAGUACAAGAAUUUAGGAGCUCAUCAUCAUCAUCAUCAACAUCAUCAAAGCCAGCAGCAGCAACAGCAGGCAUUGCACAGUUUGCAGCAAGGAGGGGUUGUGGGAGGACAUGUUGGGUUUGGGUCAUCAUCAGGAUCAGCCUCAUCAUUUGGAGUUGUGAAUGUGUUGAGGAAUUCCAAGUAUGUGAAGGCAGCCCAAGAACUGUUGGAAGAGUUUUGCAGUGUAGGGAGGGGUCAGCUCAAGAAGAACAAGUUUGGUGGGACUGGUGGUAGGCAUAACUCCACAAACCCUAGUUCCAAUCCAGCUGGCAGUGGUGGUGGUGGUGGUGCCUCUUCAUCUUCAUCAAAGGAUGUGCCUCCUUUGUCAGCCGCUGAUAGGAUUGAACACCAAAGAAGGAAGGUCAAACUAUUGUCCAUGCUUGAUGAGGUGGACCGUAGGUACAACCACUACUGUGAGCAAAUGCAAAUGGUGGUGAACGCAUUCGAUCUGGUGAUGGGUUUCGGGGCGGCGGUGCCGUACACAGCCCUAGCUCAGAAGGCCAUGUCGCGGCAUUUCCGGUGCCUAAAGGAUGCGAUAACGGCACAGUUGAAGCACAGCUGUGAGCUACUGGGAGAAAAAGAUGGUGCGGGGACCUCAGGAAUAACAAAAGGAGAAACUCCAAGGUUGAAGAUGCUAGAGCAAAGCCUAAGGCAGCAAAGAGCAUUUCAUCAAAUGGGCAUGAUGGAACAAGAAGCUUGGAGGCCCCAACGAGGCUUGCCCGAACGCUCUGUCAACAUCUUGAGGGCCUGGCUUUUUGAGCAUUUUCUUCACCCGUACCCAAGCGAUGCUGAUAAGCAUCUGUUGGCACGACAGACUGGUCUAUCGAGAAAUCAGGUCUCAAAUUGGUUCAUUAAUGCUAGGGUUCGAUUGUGGAAACCCAUGGUGGAAGAGAUGUACCAGCAAGAAACCAAUGAAGAAGUUGGGGGUGCAGCAGCAGCAGCAGCUGAUCAUCAUCAUCAAGAUCAGAGAGAACGUAACAACCAAAACCAAAAUAGUAGUGGCCUCAAUGCACAAACUCCAACGCCUACAACGACAGCUGCCACAACAACAACGACAACGACGUCAACAACAACACCAACGACAACAAAUUCGCCAACAGGCAAAAGAUCCGAAAUCAAUGCCUCCGAAAACGACCCUUCACUCAUCACAAUCAAUAGGCAGCAGCAGCAGCUGCAGCACCACUUGCAACAGCCCAUGAUGGCCACCACCACCGCAAGCGCGGUGGCGCUGCCUGCAUCGCAAUGUUUCGCCACCACAUCCACCACUGCAAAUGAUAGGCUGGCUUCCGAGGACACACGUCGCCGAGGCAGCAUGGUGGCAGCGGAUUACGGGACCACCUCGGGUAAUGCACAUAUUGCAGCUCAUGAUCAUCAAAGUAGUAGUAAUAUUGGGUCUUCUACUACGCUUAUAAGCUUUGGGACCACCACGGCAGCUGGUGACGUGUCACUCACUCUAGGGCUUCGCCAUGCUGGUGGUGGAAACAAUAUGCCCGAGAAGAAUCCUUCUUCUUUCUCUAUUAGAGACUUCGGGGGCUGUUAAUUAGCCUCUUAAUUAAUUAAUUAAUCAAACUUCUAUAGUAGUUAUUACAAAAAACAAAAACAAAAAAAAAAACAUUUUAAAUUAGUUUCUUUAUCCUUUUUUCUUCUCGUUACUUAUAUAUAUAUAUAUAUCUCCUUCCAUUCUAUGAAGAAAGAUACAUGGUGAGACAAAAGUAGCAUUACGUUAGCUAGUUGUAUGGGGGGUUCUGUUGUAAUUGUAUAGUAGAUGGUUCUUUUUUUUGUUGUUGGAAUUUUUGUAUUUUCAAAUUCUAUGUGCUUUAAUUAGGUCUUAUACCUUAAUCGGAGGCAUUUACUAGAAUAAUAUAUCAUGAAAUUCAUGUUUUGAGAGAGGAGGGGAGACUGUUUUGCACUUAUAUUCAUCUUAAUUGGGUAAUGAGAGAGACUUAUUAUAUGUGAUCCUAUAUGUUUUUAUUUUAAACAAUAUUAAUGA